AUGUCAUCUCGACCAACUCAGCAACAAAUGCAAGAAUUAGUGGAAUUCUUGAAAGGUGAUCCUCAACUGGUGGCUGGUAAAUUUACACCAACGUUUACCCAAAAGGUUGCACAAAAAAGGUGGGAAGCUAUUGCUGAAACACUGAAUGCCUUACCCGGCACUUCCAAAUGUUGGAGUAAAUGGCGUAAAACAUGGCAAGACACUAAAGCUUCAACUAAAAGCAAAGCUGCUGAAAUGUCAGCAUUUGUGCGUAGGGGAACUGGUGGGGGACCACCCACCUCAUUAGUUCUUAAUGGUGUUGAAGAAAACGCACUUCAAUUAAUUAAGCCCGUUUCAAUAUCAGGUCAUGCAUUAUCAGUUGAAUCCAUUGCAGAAUUUUCAUUUGAACCUGAUAAUUUAGAGACUUAUGCAAACGUAGAUGAUUUACUAAAUAAAACUCCAUCGAGUCCUGAUCUUUUUCCUUCCUGUUCUUACCAACUAACUGAAACUUCUGAUACUCCUACCAAUAAUAUGUUUCCUAAACUUAAUCGUCCUAAUCCAACAAUCAAUUCCAAAGUUAAUGGUCAACAAUCUUCAAUUGUUCGAGAAAAAGUUAACUGUAAUACCAAUAAACGUACAUCAUCUGCAGCUCGAUUGGAUGAAGGUAAUUUAAUUGGUGAGAAAUUGGCAGACUUAGGAGAACGCAAAUUGUUGGCAAAACAAAAAUAUUGGGACCAAAAAACUGUCUCUUUUAGCUGA
Aphis gossypii (cotton aphid) is the source of this 738-nucleotide messenger RNA. RefSeq lists its product as uncharacterized. NCBI's taxonomy places the organism in Eukaryota, Metazoa, Arthropoda, Insecta, Hemiptera, Aphididae. The coding region runs from base 1 to 738 and encodes 245 amino acids. The record is from RefSeq and is a predicted model, not a curated record. The transcript has 5 exons. Gene Ontology annotation, cellular component: nucleus.